CAGCUCCGGCAGCAGUGUCCUGUCCUGAUGGUGUUGGCAGUGGAAGCUUUCUGAGGCCCUCACCAGGAGCAGAUAGAUGCUGGUGACAUGCUUCCUGUACAGCCUGCAGAACUAGUAGCACUUGAAGAGUCCAGGUGAUCAAGCAGCCCAAGAGCCCAGAGGUUCUCCUGUUGAGGAAGGCAACUAAAAAAACAUCAUGGAGCUCCGGAACUCCACCUUGGGAAGUGGCUUCAUCUUGGUAGGGAUUCUGAAUGACAGUGGGUCUCCUGAACUGCUCUGUGCUACAAUUACAAUCCUAUACAUGUUGGCCCUGACCAGCAAUGGCCUGCUGCUCCUGGCCAUCACCAUGGAAGCCCGGCUCCAUGUGCCCAUGUACCUCCUGCUUGGGCAGCUCUCUCUCAUGGACCUCCUGUUCACAUCUGUUGUCACUCCCAAGGCCCUUGCAGACUUUCUGCGCAGAGAAAACACCAUCUCCUUUGGAGGCUGUGCCCUUCAGAUGCUCCUGGCACUGACAAUGGGUAGUGCUGAGGACCUCCUACUGGCUUUCAUGGCCUAUGACAGGUAUGUGGCCAUUUGUCAUCCUCUGAAAUACACAACCCUCAUGAGCCCAAGAGUUUGCUGGAUCAUGGUGGCCACAUCCUGGAUCCUGGCAUCCCUGAUUGCUAUAGGACAUACCAUUUACACUAUGCACCUCCCUUUCUGCAUGUCCUGGGAAAUCAGGCAUCUGCUUUGUGAGAUCCCACCCUUGCUGAAGUUGGCCUGUGCUGAUACCUCCAGGUAUGAGCUUGUAAUAUACGUGACAGGUGUGACUUUCCUCUUGCUCCCCAUUUCUGCCAUUGUGGCCUCAUACACACUAGUCCUGUUCACUGUGCUUCAUAUGCCGUCAAAUGAGGGAAGGAAGAAAGCCCUUGUCACCUGCUCUUCCCACCUGAUUGUGGUAGGGAUGUUCUAUGGAGCUGCCACAUUCAUGUAUGUCUUGCCCAGUUCCUUCCACAGCCCCAAACAAGACAACAUCAUCUCUGUUUUCUACACAAUUGUCACUCCAGCCCUGAAUCCGCUCAUCUACAGCCUGAGGAAUAAGGAAGUCAUGGGGGCCUUGAGGAGGGUCCUGGGAAAAUACAUGCUGCUGGCACAUUCCACACUCUAGGGAAGGAUCAUGGCUUGCCUCUCACCAUUCCUCCUUCAAAUAAAAUUCUCUACUCACUCAUUCCUGCUCCAAAUAAAAUUCUCUACUCACUCAUUCUUC
Symphalangus syndactylus (siamang) is the source of this 1246-nucleotide messenger RNA. Its product is annotated as olfactory receptor 2AG2. Gene Ontology annotation, cellular component: membrane. The record is from RefSeq and is a predicted model, not a curated record. NCBI's taxonomy places the organism in Eukaryota, Metazoa, Chordata, Mammalia, Primates, Hylobatidae. Gene Ontology annotation, biological process: G protein-coupled receptor signaling pathway. Gene Ontology annotation, molecular function: olfactory receptor activity; G protein-coupled receptor activity.